AGGUGAAGAAACGUGUCGCCGUAAGACGCCGAACACGCGCGCGCCGGCGGCGGGGUCUCCGGGUCCGUUCGCCUCCACACCCCCGCUCCCGAGCCCAAUGGAACAUCCCGAGAGUGGUCUCGCGCUCCAGGCCGAGCUGGGCCGACGUCGCAGGGGGUAAGUUCACUUCUCCCACUCCACUGACCGCAGGAAGUGCGACAUCGCUGGGAAGAAGCGACACAUCAGCCGCGCGCGCCGAAGCCAAAAGCCCCCGUCGCCUCAACUACUACACACUUUUUUAAUGUUUCCUCCUGUUGGUUUGGACACAGCAGCAAAAGGCGACUUGAAGUAACAGGCGUGCGUUUUGGGGAAUGCGCCCACAGUCUGCGGGUAAAGAGCGAAGACCGACAGUCGUUUCGGUCCACAUCUAAAGACAUGUACUGGGCUCUGAGUGACUGGAAAGUACUGCUGAUUGUUCUGCUGUGGAAACACUUUGGUGCUUUGGGGCUGAAAUCCACAAGAUGGCCGCUGUACUCCAAAAAGCCUCUGCUCCUGGCUUGGAAUGCCCCCACUGAAGACUGCUUCCCGCGGCAUGGCAUUCGCUUUCAGCUGGACCUCUUCCAGAUCGUGGCCUCGCCCAAUGAGGGGUUUGUGAAGCAGAACCUCAACAUCUUCUACAAGGAACGCUUGGGAUUGUACCCCUACUUUAGUGAAGAUGAAACACCAGUCAACGGGGGGCUGCCCCAGUUGGCCAGUCUCACUCAACAUCUGGAGCAGAUGCCUCACGCUAUGCAGAAGUAUAUAGGCGACAAAUGGGCCAAGGGUUUAGCAGUUAUUGACUGGGAGGAGUGGCGCCCACUCUGGAUAAGGAACUGGGACACCAAGGAUGUUUACCGUAGACAUUCCCGUAAGUUGGUGAGCCAUAAGAACCCAACGUGGCCUCCGGAGCAGGUGACCAAGGUGGCCCAGCAGGAGUUUGAGAUUUCUGCCAGGAACUUUAUGCUGCAGACGCUGAGGCACGCCAAGAACCUGAUGCCCAACCAGCUGUGGGGGUUCUACCUGUACCCCGACUGCUACAACCACGACUACACGCGCACCCUGGAGAACUACACCGGCCGCUGUCCUGACGUGGAGGUGACUCGCAACGACCAGCUGAAGUGGCUGUGGACCGAGAGCACGGCGCUCUUCCCGUCCAUCUACAUGGCCUCCGUGCUGCGCUCCUCGCCUUCCGGACGGCGGUUUGUCCGGAACCGGGUGAAGGAAGGCAUGCGCCUGGCCUCGUCGGGCGACGGCUUGGCACGUCCUGUCUUUGUGUACGCCCAGCCCACCUACGCCAAAUCCAUGGAACAGCUGACAGAGACUGACCUGGUCUCCACCAUUGGGGAGAGUGUGGCUUUGGGAGCCGCUGGAAUCAUCCUGUGGGGAGAUGCGUCCUAUGCAAGUAGCAAUAACAGCUGUGCCCAACUUGAUUCGUAUCUGCGGGGUCCGCUGAGUCAAUAUCUCCUCAACGUCUCCACGGCAGCGGAGCUGUGCAGCCAGGCCCUGUGCGCCUCUCACGGCCGCUGUCUGCGGAAAAAUCCAGAUAGCGACGUUUACUUGCACCUGAACCCUGACAGCCACACCAUCGUCGCGGAGGGCGGCAAGCCCACAGUAAAGGGUGAGCUCGGCGAAGAAGAGAAGACGGCCUUUCAAAGGAACUUUCAGUGCCAGUGCUUCAGCGGGUACGAGGGAGAUGGCUGCAGUCAUAUAGACCCUCUGCACCAGGAAGGGACAGCAACUCAAACUACAGCACCAACACUUCAGUGUGCGAUCUUAGUCAUUGUCUCUCUGCUCCUCUGUUAGUGCAUUUGAUGCAUUUUAUUGCCGAUGUGACGCUCUCGUGUUUGAUCUCAGUUCUAAAAAAAACACUGUGGAAAUUGUAAAGUCAUACUUUUAUGACUUUUAAUCUUGUUCCAAACACCAAGAGCUCGCUGGAAAUGAUCUUGUUUACAUUUACUGUCAGCUUCCUCCCAGUCACCGUUUUCCAAGGUGUCAAGUUCCACGUUUCUUAGUGAGAGGAUAUUUGGGGGGAUGUGAAUGAGUCAGCUGCUGUGUGGUGAAAGUGGAUUAAUGCACUUCAGUCUGGUAAUAGUGCAAAGGUUUUUAAGUGCCUGAUCUUUGUAAAACCUGAUCUCUUGCUUACAUUCAUUGUUUUAUGGAGGCAAUAGUAGUAUUACUAUUUUACUAUUUAUUUGAAUGUAUUUUUAUAUAACAUUUUCUUAUUUGUAUGUCCGAGAAUGACUACUAGUUUUCUCCCAACACUACAUUUAUUCUGAAUGUUUAAGUGUUACAUUUUUUAAAUGAUUUCAGAAGCACAAAAAUCACAAACAAUAUUAGAACAAACGUUUUGAUAAUGCAAUUUAACAUGACAUCGCAUUUCUCUAAUGUGAUUCUUUUCAAAGUAAAUAAACUUUUUUUUUAAAUUGUGUUGUUUUUUUUUUAUUUUGUCAGUUGAGUUAUAAAAUAACACCAGGAACCAGUUCAGUUUUUCAAUACUCCUGGUUUGGUUUAGCUCUUUCUGUGCAUUAAAUCUUGAGCUUUAGGAUAAAAACAGAUUAAAUGGCAAAUAA
This is a messenger RNA of Betta splendens (Siamese fighting fish), 2588 nucleotides long. It is a transcript of the gene hyal2a, whose product is annotated as hyaluronidase 2a. Gene Ontology annotation, biological process: hyaluronan catabolic process; carbohydrate metabolic process. The coding region runs from base 415 to 1821 and encodes 468 amino acids. NCBI's taxonomy places the organism in Eukaryota, Metazoa, Chordata, Actinopteri, Anabantiformes, Osphronemidae. Gene Ontology annotation, molecular function: hyaluronoglucuronidase activity; hyalurononglucosaminidase activity. The record is from RefSeq and is a predicted model, not a curated record. The transcript has 4 exons.